Molecule: messenger RNA, 2625 nt
Organism: Piliocolobus tephrosceles (Ugandan red Colobus)
Lineage: Eukaryota; Metazoa; Chordata; Mammalia; Primates; Cercopithecidae
Gene: LRRC49
Product: leucine rich repeat containing 49
Exons: 17
Coding region: 674-2602 (642 amino acids)
Molecular function (GO): protein binding
Source: RefSeq, a predicted model, not a curated record
AAUGGGAGGGCUCUUCGAUAUCUUCCUCCUCCUCCUCCCUGCACUGCUCCCCAGGAGCAAGUGGACACAAGCAGAGGGAUACAAAUUUCGCGCGGGCAGCGCUGAGGUGGGCCGUAAAGAGGAACGGACCGGAAGUGGUGGUUGUCAUAGCCACCAAUGUGGCCAGGCUCUUCCCAAGCUUAUCCUCCUCCCAAUACUCCCGUUCUGUUUUUAUGAGGCCGGGAAAAUAGAACGAGGAAGUGGUGACGCACUGGGCGCUCACGAAUACAACCAGAAACUACCACAACUGUGUGGCCCUAUGGAUUCGGGAGAGGUCCAGACCGGAAAUGGCCGUUUCCAUGGUAACCCUGAGCCGGUUGCCUGGGAGAUGACCUCUUUCGGGUCUCUCUGAAUCUCUGCUGUAGCGUCACCUCGAAGGCAGAUCUAACAGAGAUCCUGGACUGUCUCCUAUCAUGAUUCCCGGGAAAUAUCGCUCUGUUUCUGGCCGGGCUGCGAACAACGUGAACUGUGGGCUUCAUCUGGUUAUUCAAACAUCAUCGCUUCCUGAAAAAAGCAAAGUUGAAUUCAAGCUAAAUAAAGACACAUCGUCAUUCCCCGGUAGACUUUUACAACAUGACCUUGAAAGAAACUACUCAAGUAGGCAAGGUUUUACCAAGAAUAUAAAGAAUGUAAAAUGAGGUUCAUCACCCAAGGAGCUUGUAAAUUUAAUUUGGAAGACAAGGGCUACAUAUCUGGUGAUCAUAUUAAUUUGGUGAGCUCAUCAUUGUCAUCAUUUCCUAUUCUUCAACGUUCUUCUGAAGAGAAAAUUCUUUACUCAGACAGGUUGAGCCUAGAAAGACAAAAGCUGACCGUAUGUCCUAUCAUCAAUGGGGAAGACCACCUUCGUUUGUUGAACUUUCAACACAAUUUUAUAACUCGGAUACAAAAUAUUUCUAAUCUACAGAAGUUAAUAUCCUUGGAUUUAUAUGAUAACCAGAUUGAAGAAAUCAGUGGGCUUUCUACUCUAAGAUGCCUUCGUGUCCUUCUGUUGGGGAAAAACAGAAUCAAGAAAAUCUCAAAUCUGGAGAAUCUAAAAAGCUUAGAUGUCUUGGAUCUUCAUGGAAAUCAGAUUACCAAAAUUGAAAAUAUUAAUCAUUUGUGUGAGUUGAGAGUUUUAAAUCUUGCUAGGAACUUUUUAAGUCACGUUGAUAAUCUUAAUGGGCUGGAUUCACUAACUGAACUGAACUUGCGACACAAUCAAAUCACUUUCGUGAGAGAUGUGGAUAAUUUGCCCUGCCUCCAACAUCUCUUUCUCAGCUUCAACAAUAUAUCUAGUUUUGACAGUGUUUCCUGCCUUGCUGACUCUUCUUCCCUCUCUGACAUCACCUUUGAUGGCAAUCCCAUAGCUCAAGAGUCAUGGUACAAACACACUGUCCUUCAGAAUAUGAUGCAGCUGCGCCAGCUAGAUAUGAAGAGAAUCACGGAAGAAGAAAGGCGUAUGGCAUCUGUUUUAGCCAAAAAAGAGGAGGAGAAGAAGCGAGAAAGUCAUAAACAAUCUUUGCUUAAGGAGAAGAAAAGGUUAACAAUUAACAACGUAGCUCGACAGUGGGACUUGCAACAACAACGAGUAGCCAAUAUUGCUACAGAUGAAGAUAGAAAAGAUUCUGACUCUGCUCAGGAUCCCUGUCAGAUUGAUGGAAGCACCCUCUCUGCAUUCCCAGAGGAAACAGGGCCUCUAGACUCAGGACUCAACAAUGCUUUACAAGGUUUAUCUGUCGUAGACACAUACCUUGUUGAAGUGGACGGGGAUACACUUUCCCUAUAUGGCUCAGGAGCACUGGAAUCUCUGGAUAGGAAUUGGAGUGUUCAGACGGCAGGAAUGAUCACAACUGUCUCCUUCACUUUCAUAGAAUUUGAUGAAAUCGUCCAUGUGCUUCCUAAACUGAAGAUUAAGUUUCCUAAUUCUCUGCACCUUAAAUUCAAGGAAACAAAUCUUGUAAUGCUGCAGCAAUUUAAUGCACUAGCACAACUCCGUCGUAUUGACCAGUUGACAAUUGAUCCUCAAGGAAAUCCAGUUGUCAAUUUUACACUCUGGAAAUAUUAUGUACUGUUUAGGUUAAGCCAUUUUAGUAUGCAGAAAAUAAAUGGAACAGAGGUGACACAGAAUGAUAUGAUAAUGGCUGAAAGGCUCUUUGGAAUCCUAGCACAUGUAGCGUCUUCUGAGUUACCCCAGUAUCGUCUGAUUUCCAUUCUGGGUGAUGCCAGGAAAAAGCAAUUUCGGUAUCUGCUAGAAUCCAAAGGAAAAAAACCUGGUAUUAUCAACGAAGAAAAUAAUGACAGCAAAAGACUUGUAGGAGAAAACACAAAUCGUGCUACAUUAAAUUAUACUACAAAAGACUUUUAUAAUGAAAAGCUAGAGGAAAUAAAGGAAAAGAAGAAAUUCUGUAAAACGUAUAUAGAAGACCUUGUGAAGGAAGCCACAGAAAUCAACAUGAAAAAUGAGGCUUUGCAGAAGCUUUGGCCACAGAUGUUCAUUGAGCUUGUUAGGGAUGCAGUUAUAGAAAUUCGCAAUAAAAAUUCCUAUAUGAAGCUCUGCCUACAGCAGAUAACAGACCAAAAAUAAAGAUGGCCUUUAGUUACAGUUGA